UCCGCAGCGUACAAAUCUUACAUAAGAGUGCAAAAGGAGUAAGGCCUUAAUAAAAAUGUUUCUAACGGUUAAAUUGUUUUUUUGUUUUACAGACAAAGCGUUAAGGGUGUGGAUAGUAGGGCAUUCCUACGUCUAUUGGGCACAGGCUAGGGCUGCAGCAUCGGCGCAGGGAGUAAAUUUGGGACUAUCGCACAAGGAAGUUAGCAUUAGAUGGGUAGGAAAAAGAGGCAUGAUGUGGGACGAGUUAGUGCCUACAAUACAGCUGGCAAGGAGAAGAUGGGGGUGUCCGGACGCCAUAAUUAUACAUCUGGGGGGAAACGACAUAGGUGCUUACCCACUUAGAGAGCUAGAAGAGAAAGUUGCAGGAACAAUGAGAUGGUUGAAGGUGGCAUGGCCAUCAGUGAGGGCGAUAUGGUCCAAUAUAGUUUCGAGGAUAUUCUGGCGGAACUCGUACACGAGCAAAGCAGGAUAUAGAUCAAGGAGAAAAGUGAACCAGGUGGCAGCAAAGGUUAUGAAGGAAAUAGGGGGUAGAGUGGUGGAGCACCCACUGAUAGCAGCGAGAAAGGAGGAGCUAUUCAGACGGGAUGGAGUGCACCUAACGGAUGAGGGGAAUGACCAGCUGCUGGUGGACAUCAGAGGGAUGUGCCAAGAGUUGGUAAAGACGCAGCAGAGCACGAUGCAAUAACCGGAGAGGUCACGUGAGAAGGCAGUACUUGCACGGCUAAGGGCAGGACGUUGACUAAUUGGUUGAGUCGCAGUAAGACCGCCCGUGCUCCUCAAUAAGGGGAAGAACACAGCGCAACCGAAGGGCAGCAGGUGACCUGGCGGUCUACGCUGACUGGAGGAUAGAAAACGGCAGCUGUUUUUUAACAUAGUAUUGAGCAUACAAUCGCAGCAAGCGGUGAAGUUUGUG
This is a messenger RNA of Bombina bombina (fire-bellied toad), 913 nucleotides long. RefSeq lists its product as uncharacterized. Lineage: Eukaryota; Metazoa; Chordata; Amphibia; Anura; Bombinatoridae. The record is from RefSeq and is a predicted model, not a curated record. The transcript has 2 exons. The coding region runs from base 56 to 685 and encodes 209 amino acids.